CAUACAUAAAUUCUGACCAAGGCUUUUGCCUCACAUAGUAACAUAUUGAGGUAGAAUACUCUUACUUGGUGUUCAUUUUUAUUGAUAUAAUAAUACUAAAUGUAAAGCUUUAUAAUCAGGAGACGGUACCCCGUCCUGGCCCUCCCACGUUGUGUACCCGGUAAAGGACCAUAUAUAUCAUCAUGUGUAUAUAUAGCAUUCUGCUGCAGAGCAGGUGCCCGCCGCCCACACACACACAUCUCCUCAUCCUAACCAGCCCUUCACAGCGCACAUCGCUUCGCUUCCAGACAUGAUCUUAGAUGUACAGUUCGCGACAGGAAUUACAGUCAGCUCUCUAAAAUGAUUUAGCGAGUUUGUUGAGAGCCCACUGCUCUACUCUCAGGGAUUCUCUUCUUGGAAUCUUCUCUGUCUACAGGCCAGCUUGCAUUCCUGAACCCUCCCUGUACAAAUCAUACACCAUCUUUUCUGCCAUGAAAGGCCUCUCCAGUAGCCAGAGCCAUCAUCACCUGGUCUCCUAUGACCAGUCAGAAGCGCCGCUGGGUCAUCACCACCAUGACCGCAAGUUGUAUUUGUUCAGCCAGAUGGACAUGUCAACACCCCUUCCCGUUCAGUUUCCCCACCCAGCCGAGAUUCCGUACCAUAAUUCCCACCAUACUUUGCAACAUUGUGACAGCGGCAGCCUAAUUCCAUAUGGAACCUACCCAAGGAGGUGCCUCUCAACUUCAUCUUCUCACAACCCUGAGGUAAAAGAUGAAGUGAUGGCUGUGGUGCCAUAUGUAGGCCGAGGUGGAGGAGGUAAAUGGAGUAAAAACCCAGCCAGGGCAUCAACCAAUUUGGAGCGGUCCGAGUGCCAGUCAGCAUUUCCGAGGGAUGGCUAUCAUACACUGCAGUACAAACAUAUGUCAGGACCCACUGUGGGAAUCGGGUCUAACAGCAACAACAACGACAGCCCCGGAAGAAUCCGUCAUUUGGUCCAUUCAGUCCAGAAACUUUUUACCAAGUCCCACUCAUUGGAGGGCUCACACCAGUCAACAUCCCCAAAAGGGGGAAAUCAUGGGAACAUGAAUGGGGGAGGGGGUGUUGGUUGCAGAGUUGUAAGGACGAGCCGAGAGAGGGAAAGUCCAUCAGUGGGAGGACACCAACGGAAGCACAGUAAAAGUCAUGAACGCUGCAGAUCAGCAGAGCCCAAACAUCGUAGCCACCAUCAACACCACCACCAGCUCCAUGGCUCAGCAUCGGCACCUGGAUCAGGGUACUGGAGCUCUGAUGACAACCUAGAGCGGGACCUGUGCCUCUACAAACCCCUCCACCACCACCAUCAACACCCCUCUCCGCCGUCACCCUCCCCCUCGCCAAUGGUCAUGACAAUGGCAUGCCAUCCUAACAGCAACUCUGUCCUAAAUUCCUCCCUUUCCAACUCCCAAACUCAGCAGUACUUCAUGAUAGACCAUUAUGGAAAGCUCAAUGAGCAUAUACACCAUGGCCAUUCACACCAUCUCAAUGGUAUGUUUAAAUCCUCCAUGAGAAACCAUGAUGGCAACCCAGUCGCUAACAGCAGCAGCAACAGUGGCAUCGCAGAAGGAACACGCAGUGCCUUGCUCUCUUUGGGUCCUGCAGAAGCACCAGGGGUGAAGAAAGGUGCAUGGUCAUCAAGCCUAAUGGUGAGCAGGACCCAAGGGUUUGACAACCGCAACAUUUCCAGUCAGCCAUGUACAGCCGGCGCAGCAUCUGUUAACCUUAACCUAGAUAGAACGCUAGUCGAUUCAAAUGGCGGUCAGCAACAGGACCCGACUUGCCAUUUCCUACAGGUGCCACAGGAUGAAUGGAGCCCGUUCUCCCCGAUGGGUGAAGAGGAUGAUAUACCCUGCAGGCGGAUGCGGAGUGGCAGCUAUGUAAAGGCCAUGGCUGACGACAGUUGUGAUGACAGUGGAGACUCGGAUGGAAGCCCAAAGCUGUCCCCCAAGAUGCAGGCACGUCGGGCAAGCUAUCUGAAAGCCACGCAACCCUCGCUUACGGAGAUGACCACACUACAAAUUUCAACUGAGCACUCACCAAAGCUGCAGAUUCGGAGCCACAGCUACUUGCGGGCAGUGAGUGAGGUUUCAAUCAACAGAAGUGUAGACACUCUGGAUCCCAAAACCCUCCUCAACCCUAAAAUGCUGCUGUCGUCGCCACAAUAUCGCUCACGCAAUGAAAGCUACAUGAGAGCCAUGAGCACCAUCAGUCAGGUCAGUGAGCUGGAGGUGAAUGGGCAGAUCGAGCAGGUAUGUGAACAGGUCUUCAGGGAGAUGCAGUCCCAGGCUGUCGAGGCCAUGCCCAUGGAGUCACUGGAGUCCUUGCCCAUUCCGGGCAGUUUCCGGAUGCGCAGCCACAGCUACGUGCGGGCCAUGGAUCAGGGCUGCUCCCGGGAUGAGGAAGAGGAGGACGAGGGCAGUCGUUCUCUUCUACUACAUCCUGCCUCACCACCACGCACCACUGCCACUACAGUCAGGACCAUCCAGAGCAGCACAGUUUCAUCAUGUAUUACCACCUACAAGAAAACGCCUCCUCCAGUGCCACCCAGAACUUCAACAUGUUCAGUGACCUCCAAACCCUACAUCUCCAUUACAGCUCAGAGCAGCACAGAGUCAGCACAGGACGCCUACAUGGAGGAGAAAGGGCAAUCAGGCGACAUGAUCAUACAAUCCAGAUUAAGUAAUUCCACAGAGAGUAUUGACAGCAUGAAGGCCUUGACAGCAGCAAUUGAUGCUGCAAAUGCUCAGGUCCAUGGUCCUUCCAGCCAGCAUGUUAUCCAAAGCACUAUCACUGCAAGCCAUCCUUCCACCACAGCAUUGAACAGGGCCUGGAUUGCUAAUAACUACCAAGAUGAAUACAGUGAGAAUGUACACACCAAGAAGGAAGCCAUCGUGGGCGGGAAGUGUCUCUCCAUUGGGAUUCAGGUGGAUGGCCCUGAAGAAUGUCAGGAUUCAGAGAACCCGUCAACAUUUACCUCCAUAGGGGUCCAGGUCGAGAACGACAGGGGGCAUCGCCGUAUUCAUCGCUCUAACAGUGUAACAGCAGCAGUGCAGACAGAUCUGGACUCACCAGACUUGGUGGAAACUCCUCAUCCUCAAUCCUCUAUCAACAUGGUCUUCACAUCCUCCGGCUCUCUCUCCGACCAGUACUCCCGGGAUGCUGCUUCCUCAACGGUCAGCAUUCAGGGUUCAGGGAACCACUACCAUGCUUGUGCUUCAGAUGACUAUGACGAUGUGGGCUUUGACCCAUCUAUCCUGCCCCCACCUGACCCCUGGAUAGACAGCGUGGCCGAUGAUCCAAUGCAGGUGAAUUUUGUCAGGUGUUCUUUCAUGGUGGUUGUCCAGCGAUCAGUUUGUCAGAGGGAUGGGCACUGGUUCCUGAAGCUUCUCCAGGCAGAAACCGACCGUAUGGAGGGCUGGUGUCGACAGAUGGAACUGGACCAACAGGCAAAUUACCUGACAAAUGACAUGCUGGGUAAAGUAAGAAGCGCAGUAGGAAGUGCCAAGCUGCUAAUGUCACAGAAGUUUCAGCAGUUCAGGAAGCUGUGCGAGGAGAAUCUGAACCCCAAUGCUCAUCCAAAGCCAAUGUCCUCCGACCUGGCUGGCUUCUGGGACAUGCUCCAGCUCUCCAUUGAGAAUAUCAGCCUUAAGUUUGAUGAGUUGCUCCAGAUCAGGGCUAACAACUGGAGGCCUUUGGACCCGCCUGAGAGGAAGGAGAUAUGGCGCCCGCCACCAGUCCAGAAGAAGCCUCCAAAGGGGCCCCAACACCACCACCCCCCCCUGGCCAGAGACCGAUCCCUGGAGAGCUCUGAGAAGCAGAAGCAGGAGGCACGGAAGCGCCUUAUGGCCGUCAAGCGAGCGGCCUCUGUGCGGCAGAACUCUGCAACUGAGAGCGCCGACAGCAUCGAGAUCUACAUCCCGGAGGCACAGACUAGACUAUGAGGAGAGAAUGGAUUGGCACUCGAUGCUGUCACACACUAACACACAGGCCUCAGUUACACCUACACAGCUACACUUACAAUGGCAUGUGAUCGGCUAUGCUAGUUCAGAACACAGACCUCACAUCCAGACGUUUACACUAAAAUCCUAAAUUGAAUGUUUUUAAAACCUGGUUAGUUUUUCUAACCGUUAAUGCUAUUUAACAAUUAUUCCCCAAAGCUGAGGUGAAUAAUUGUUUUAGUAUAUACUACACGUGAACACUUAACUCAACUACAAAUAAACAAGAUAACACUUUUUGCUGGGAUUUAUUUGUUUUUAUUAGCGGUUUAUUUGUUUCUAUUAGCCUGACGAGACGACCAUCACGUGCACUAUUUUGCGAUGAAAACAAUAUCUCGAGUUUGAGAUCUCAAUCAUGGGAUAUUGUAACCAGACUCUUGCCAGAUGAAUUUCAUUCAACCUAGCUCCACUCAUCCAUCUGGGAUCAAUCCAUUGGAGAGGUGUUUAAGAAGGCUGGGCCUUAUCAAAAAUCCUUGCAUAUGAUUGGAUAAACCACUAGUCCGUCAUCUUUAUUGAUGUGCUACUUCAACCACUCACAUCAAAACCAACCUAUGAUGCUGAUGAGAGCGACGCAGCCCUUCUCUGAUGUUCUUUUAAAGAAAGAAUAUUCGCUAGAUUGGACAACAUUGAUGAAAUAGCAGCAUCAAUGUUGACGCUUGCUUCCUUGACGCGUGCCGCAAUUGUCGUCUGAAUCAAAAAAACCAUAACCUCUACCAUUCGAUCUGGUCCCCAAAUCCCGCUCAACGGGAGCGAUCCCAGAUGGAUGAGUGGAGCUAGUUGGAACGAAAUUCACCUGGCAAGAGUCAGAUUAGGGAUAUUGCCCAAUACCCCGAGAUAGCGAACCAAUCAAAUUGCGCCAUCUUAGGAGGUUCACGUGUAGCAUAUACUAAUAUGUAUUAUCAGAUCACAAAGGUAAAAUAUAAACAAGUGGAAUUGAGACCGCAAAUUUCGGGAACAUGCCUCUGCAUUUGCAAACUUUGCAUACUGCAUACACAUGUUUCAGCCUUUACGCAAACAAAUAAAUGGAUUACAUUGCAUAAAUAACAUACACACUAUGACUACAUACUACACAGACCGAAAGAAAAACACAUCUUCAAAUAUUGGACCAACAUGUUACACUGGUCCACACACUUAAACACCACUUGUACACUAAAUUACUAUUGUUUUAGAGCCAUAUGAACACUAUUAAUAUAGUGAAGAAAAAAUAGAGGUAGAUGUUUUUACAAUUGAUUCUUCUCUAUAUUUAAGUCUUAAUCUCUUCCCACAUUCUUCUCCUCCCCAUAAUGUCCUUAAAAAAACUUUCCUAACAUUUUCCUUACAUUACGCUUUCUUAACACUACCCAUUAUUGUUACCCUCACCAUAUAUUAUUGAAAGUCAUAGAUCAUUUUGAAUGUUCAGUUACAAUAAACAAAAGUUCAGUUUUGUAAAUGUAAUUUAUUGGCGUUUCUUUAUCACAGUAAUUUGGCUAAAUACUAGGUUGCACACUAGCAAUAUUAAUUGACCAUGAGAUGGUACUGAUUAUAUGGGACAGAUAGGAUCUUAUAACUAUUAGCAAAAGGGAGUGAAUGAUAUGGAUGUGGUUUUCCUACAGUUUGUUAAUGGUUGGCUGGUCUGUCAGCGUUGUACCACUACAAUGAUAUACUCAUUAACUAGUAUGCCAUCAAUUGUUUUUAUAUUAAUUAUGGUUUACUUUUUAUGGCCUGGUCUGCUUCCUCGAAAUGACACUUGUUACAUAUAGUUUGGGUUUUAUUCUUUUCUGUUUGUGUAUAUUUUUUGUAUCUAUAAUGGUGUCUUUUUUUACAGGAUAUUGUGGAAAAGUGGAUGCCAUUGAUUUAAAUAUGAAACAAAUCAAAAUAAAUCAGCAAUAGGGAUUGGUGAGCUAAACAGAUUAAAUUAUGUGUAUACAAAAAUAUUGUUCAGUUGCUUUGAAGACGAGUCAUUUGUGCAUGAAUAUGUUAAUACGUGUAGAUAGGGUGAUAAUGUUACUUAGAAUUGUGUUACCCAUGGUAAAAAAAACAAUGAAAAUAAAGGGGACAAUGAGCCAUAAGUCUUAGUCUGAAAUAUCACUAUCAAUAAAACGGCAUAAACAAAUAUUCCUAAAAACGUCUCAGUAAAAACUGAAGUUGAUUCAGCAGAGGCAGCCGCUGAUUACACUACAUGUGCCAGCCGCAUUCCACAUCUCUUGAGGCAUGGGUGGUUGAACUAGAGAAAUGUAUACACACAUACAUGCAGAUAGGCCUACUCAACAAAAAUUGAUAGAAAUCAUUCAUUUAGACUCUUAGACCCAAUGGAAUACCAUUCAUCCAUCAGACAAUUCAUUCAAUUUUAAAUGAAUACGUUUCAAAUUUGACUCCAUGCAGAGGAAAUUAGUUAAAUUCCUCAAUUCUUUCUGAACAACGCUUGCUUAAGUAAUUACCAAAUUGCUUUGGUAGAUUAUUAAACUUCCGAGCCCUCUUCUCAUUUCAUUUAUUUGAAUUGAAGCUUC
Messenger RNA from Gadus chalcogrammus (walleye pollock), 6496 nucleotides. RefSeq names its product discs, large (Drosophila) homolog-associated protein 1a (gene dlgap1a). The transcript has 15 exons. Gene Ontology annotation, cellular component: glutamatergic synapse; postsynaptic specialization. Gene Ontology annotation, biological process: signaling. The coding region runs from base 471 to 3956 and encodes 1161 amino acids. NCBI's taxonomy places the organism in Eukaryota, Metazoa, Chordata, Actinopteri, Gadiformes, Gadidae. Gene Ontology annotation, molecular function: molecular adaptor activity. The record is from RefSeq and is a predicted model, not a curated record.